CACUCGGCGACGCACCCUCAUCCGCUGGCUCCUCAUCUGGACCCUCGUCGCCGCCGUCACCACCUUCCUCAUCGUCCAGGCCUUCAGGCGAGGAGGAGGCGAGUUUGACUGGAAGGGCGCGCUCAAGAAGGCCGGCGGCGGGGGUCUAGCCGGCGCCAUGGCCAUGGUCGUCCAGGUCCUCGCCCUCAUGCCGCUCCGCACGACCAUGAACUACCAGUACCGCUACGGGACGACGACCGCCGAGGCGGCCAAGAAGCUGCGCGGCGAGGGCGGGUUCAAGCGCUUCUACAGCGGGCUCGCGCCGGCUCUCGUGCAGGGACCUGUCGCUCGGUUCGGCGACACUGCCGCCAACGCCGGCAUCCUCGCCCUCCUGUCGUCGAACCCAUUCCUGUCCAAGCUCCCGUCGCCGCUCAAGACGGCCUUUGCGUCGCUCGCCGGCGCCCUGUUCCGCAUGGUCCUCAUGCCCGUCGACACGCUCAAGACGACGAUGCAGACCGAGGGCUCGGCGCACGCGCUGCCGCUCCUCAAGGCCCGCGUCGCCGCCUACGGUCCCGGCACGCUGUGGGCCGGCGCGUGGGCGACGGCGGCCGCCAACUUUGUCGGCUCGUGGCCCUGGUUCGCCACGUACAACGCGCUCGGCGAGUACCUCCCGCCGCCGCCCGAGGGCAGCCUGUGGUGGAAGCUCGGGCGCCAGGCCCUGAUCGGGUUCGUCGCGAGCGUCGUGUCGGACACCAUCUCCAACUCGCUACGGGUCGUCAAGACGUACCGGCAGGUCAGCAAGACGAGCGUCGGCUACCGGACCGCCGCCUCGCACAUCCUGCGCACCGAGGGCUACAAGGGCCUGUUCGGCCGAGGGCUCAAGACGCGACUACUCGCCAACGGCCUGCAGGGCCUCCUCUUCUCGGUCCUGUGGCGCGCGUUCAGCGAGCUCCUCAUGGGCAAGAAGGGCGACGGCAAGUGAGAGCUCUCCAACGAGCAGUCUUUGUUUAGAUCGAGCCCUGUAUUCCAGCAUGUUCCUCGUCUACGUCUUGUUGCUCCUGAGAGCGACGUCUCCUGGCUCUAGCUCUACUUGCUGCCCGUUCUCGACGACAACCGUCUCCUGUCCAGCCUCGUCCGCCGUCUCGAGCUCGCCCUUCUCGGCGUCCUCGUCCCCUCGCGCCCCCUCGCCCUGCUUCGGCUCCCUCCUGAGGC
Molecule: messenger RNA, 1191 nt
Organism: Rhodotorula graminis WP1
Lineage: Eukaryota; Fungi; Basidiomycota; Microbotryomycetes; Sporidiobolales; Sporidiobolaceae
Exons: 5
Coding region: 158-961 (267 amino acids)
Source: RefSeq, a predicted model, not a curated record